Molecule: messenger RNA, 823 nt
Organism: Lagopus leucura (white-tailed ptarmigan)
Lineage: Eukaryota; Metazoa; Chordata; Aves; Galliformes; Phasianidae
Product: prolyl-tRNA synthetase associated domain-containing protein 1-like
Exons: 2
Coding region: 70-594 (174 amino acids)
Molecular function (GO): aminoacyl-tRNA deacylase activity
Source: RefSeq, a predicted model, not a curated record
GCCUCUGCGCUUCUCCGCGCCUCUUCGCGCCCGGCGGGCGAGAGAGUGAGGGUGGUGUGAGGAGCAGCGAUGGCGGCGGCGCCGGGGCUGCGGGAGGCGCUGGAGCAGAGACUGCGGGAUUUGGGCAUCGCCGCCACCACCGCGGAACACCCGGAGGUGUUCACUGUUGAGGAAAUGAUGGCCCACGUCCGACACAUGAAAGGAGGGCACAGUAAAAACCUUUUCCUUAAAGACAAAAAGAAGAAAGGGUUCUGGCUGGUGACCGUCCUGCAUGACAGGCAGGUGGAUUUAAACCACCUGGCAAAAAAACUUGGCCUGGGAAGCGGAAACCUCAGAUUCGCCGAUGAGAAAGCCAUGCUGGAGAAGCUACAGGUGGGCCAAGGCUGUGCCACACCGCUGGCUCUGUUCUGCGACCACGGAGAUGUGAAGCUUGUGCUGGACGCCGGCUUGCUGGAGGGCGGCCACGAAAAGGUGUAUUUUCAUCCAAUGACAAACUGUGCCACCAUGGGCUUAAGCCCCGAGGACUUCCUGAAGUUUGUGAAAUCGACGGGUCACGAUCCAAUCGUUGUACAUUUUGAUGAAGAUGUUAAAUAGGCUUGCGUAGCUCGGCACUGAUUUUAUAGCAUAAAACCGGUGGGAGUCUCGUGAUAAAUACAGCUUGGAAAAACAGACCUGCUCUUUUGUACACUGUAACACUCAGUGGAAAAAAUGCUACGCUCAGGUUAUUGAAAAUUCAGCAGAAUAUUCUUGAGCUGUUUGCAAUCUGCCAGCAUCCAGCAGGAUGAAAAGGCAUUAUAUAAAUAAUAAAAUGCAUGAAGUAGAA